AACAGUAGUAGCCUAGUUGGCAACACUAAGUGCCAGAUCUGUGUGGUGUGCGCCGGCAUCGCACGUGAACGUGUCUCAAAAAUCUCAAUAAAUUAGUGAAAUCACCAUGUCGGACGAAUAUUUCUAUGGUGUAACGCUAUCGGCGUCACAUCAGUCUGAGACAUGGGACCCUGAAGCAAAGGCCGAAUACCCUCGUGCUAACAAGUUGCUUAUUCGCCAAGCGCUGUUGGGUCCUGAUGCCAAGCCAGAUGAACUCAAUGUUGUUCAGGUGGAAACAAUGUCACUUCAGGAGACUGUUAAGAUUCCAGUAGCUGUUCUAAAAGCAGGUGAGACGAGGCAUGCUCGUCUUGACAUCGAGUUUCCAGAUGCACCUGUUGCAUUUACUCUUAUUCAGGGGUCCGGGCCAGUGCACUUAAUUGGCCAGCAUUCUCUUGGUGCCCUUGUGGAGGAAUUUGAAGACAUGGAAGAAAUGGAGGAAGAGAUGUUAGAUGAAGAGGAAGGUGAUGAUUCUCAGUUUAAGGAAGAUGUGAAUAAAAGGAAAGCAUCAGCAGGCAAGCGCAAGACGAAUGAGGACGAGGAUGAUGAAGAAGGCGAGCCAAAGGGGAAGAAGGCGAAAAUGUCAAACAAUGCCAAAGGCAAAGCCCCGUCGCCCAAGAAGAAUGCCAAGAAGUGAACCGCCUACAGCGCCCGCCCCGCCGGGCCGCGUCCGCCCUCGCAAUGACGCGCCGCACAAAGCGCCCAAACUUUGAGUCAGAUAGACCAAUUCCAUUUAAGACUGACUACAUCCUCAAUCAUUUAAAUUUAGGUAUACUUUACCUAGUGUAAUUAUGGAGAUAUUUUGUUUACGUUAGCAACACAGGCCAGUUCUUGGCGGCUCAGGUAAGGCGCGACAGCGGGGCGUAGGCGUGGCCGGCGACCGGCGUAUCUCUUAGUUGUAUGACAUAGUGUGGUAAUUCAGUCUAGGUUAGCAUUGUAUCGACUCGAGCGUGCCUGGGUGAGUGGAAGUGUGAGUAUUUGUUUGUGAUAGUUACUUACUGGUCGAGGUAUCUGCAAACUUAUCGAUCCAAUCCUGUGUGGUUACCGAUGAUCGAGUGUGAUUUCUUCAUUUAUUUUUUUGUAUUUUUUCUAAACUAAAUUUCCAUUCCUUACUGUGGUAUAGUGUUAUGGAUGUCAAAUUUAAUAUUAAAGUAAGUCUUAAAUUCACAGAUGUAUUUUUAAGUUAUAAGACCUAAUUAAGCAUAAUCAGUGUACUUUUAAGACAUUGGUCGAAAUGUAAUUGACUUUGCUAACGAUUUCUCAUUUCAGAAUGAUAAACUGAUAAUCUAUUAUAGUUUGUUUGUACAUAUACAUUAUUAAAAGCAUAAGAACGGUAACAAUAAAAAGCAUUUCUAAACAUG
Molecule: messenger RNA, 1397 nt
Organism: Trichoplusia ni (cabbage looper)
Lineage: Eukaryota; Metazoa; Arthropoda; Insecta; Lepidoptera; Noctuidae
Product: nucleoplasmin-like protein
Exons: 6
Coding region: 107-673 (188 amino acids)
Biological process (GO): chromatin remodeling
Cellular component (GO): nucleolus; nucleoplasm; cytoplasm
Molecular function (GO): chromatin binding; histone binding; RNA binding
Source: RefSeq, a predicted model, not a curated record